Messenger RNA from Arachis duranensis, 4485 nucleotides. RefSeq names its product probable LRR receptor-like serine/threonine-protein kinase At4g36180. Gene Ontology annotation, cellular component: plasma membrane. The record is from RefSeq and is a predicted model, not a curated record. The transcript has a single exon. Bases 400 to 3699 code for a protein of 1099 amino acids. Gene Ontology annotation, molecular function: protein binding; ATP binding; protein kinase activity. Lineage: Eukaryota; Viridiplantae; Streptophyta; Magnoliopsida; Fabales; Fabaceae. Gene Ontology annotation, biological process: protein phosphorylation.
AGAGGGAAACGAGCCUAAAAUAAAAUAAAUAAUAAAAAAAUGGCAAGAAAGAUGCAGAGUUCACUAACAAACACACACCCUCCCAAAUAAAGAAGACAGAAACAGAAACUUCAGAGGGUGUGUGAGUGUGAGUCUCUUUCUCUCUCUCUCUCUCUCUAUUUCUCUCCGUACGAAAAAAAACGGAGAGUAGCAUAGCGCUGCUAAAUCCGGCAAAUACGCACAUCGGCUCACAUUUACGCCACCCCUACUCAAUGAUAGUCCUCUGUUUCACUCUGCUAAUGUGCGCUGCCCCUUCACACCACGCUAACCUCAACUCCCUUUUAUUAUAACACUGCUCUGUCUGUCAGAGUUUCUUUCUUUUUCUCUUCGAAGCUGUGACAACUAACAAACCAUUUUGCAAUGCGAGCUCUUCUACUAUUUCUAGUGCUGUGCGCACCUUUCUUAUCUUGCGCCGAUCGCAGCGCCGCAACCGUUGCUGAGAUCCAAGCCUUGACGUCCUUCAAGCUCAACCUUCACGAUCCUCUAGGAGCUCUCAACAGCUGGGAUCCCUCCUCGCCGGCGGCCCCGUGCGACUGGCGCGGCGUUGCCUGCACCAGCGGCCGUGUCACUGAGUUGCGCGUACCUCGCCUUCAACUCGGUGGCAGACUCACUGAACGAAUCUCCGAGUUGCGCAUGCUGCGCAAGUUAAGCCUCCGUUCGAACUCCUUUAACGGAACCAUUCCUUCGUCUCUCUCCAAAUGCACACUCCUGCACUCUGUCUUCUUGCAGGACAACUCUUUUUCCGGCGUCAUUCCGCCGGAGAUCGGGAACCUCACCGGUCUUCAGAUUUUCAACGUGGCGCAGAACCACCUCUCCGGAGAAGUCUCCGGCGAGCUCCCUCUUGGCCUCAAGUACUUCGACCUCUCAUCCAACGCCUUCUCCGGCGAGAUUCCAACUGCCAUUGCCAACCUCUCUCAGCUCCAGCUGAUCAACCUAUCGUACAACCAGUUCUCCGGCGAGCUUCCGGCGAGCUUCGGGCAGCUUCAGCAGCUGCAGUACCUCUGGCUCGAUCACAACCUCCUCAGGGGAACUCUACCUUCGGCGCUCGCGAACUGCUCUUCUCUCGUGCACCUCAGCGUUGAAGGAAACGCUCUCAGCGGCGUGAUUCCGUCGGCGAUUUCUGCCCUGCCGAAUCUUCAGGUGAUGUCUCUAUCACAGAACAAUCUCACUGGUUCCAUUCCAGCCUCCUUUUUCUGCAACGUUUCGGUCCACUCGCCUUCGCUUCGGAUAGUUCAACUUGGAUUCAACGGUUUCACGGAUUUCGUGGGGCCUGAGACGAAGAGCACGUGUUUCACUGUUCUUCAGGUUUUGGAUGUUCAGAACAAUCACAUACGAGGCAAAUUUCCCUUGUGGUUAACCAAUGUCACUACGCUAACGGUUCUUGAUGUUUCCAGCAAUGCACUUUCCGGCGAGGUUCCGCCGGAGAUAGGGAGCCUCACCAAACUGGUGCAGUUAAAGAUGGCCAACAAUUCGUUUUCCGACGCCAUUCCUGUGGAAAUCAAGAAAUGCUGGUCGCUGAGUGUGGUUGACUUUGAAGGUAACGAGCUUUCCGGCGAAGUUCCUUCGUUUUUCGGUGACAUGACAGAAUUGAAGGUGCUGUCCCUUGGGGGGAACCACUUCCAUGGCUCAGUUCCGGUGAGUUUUGGUAACCUUUCCUCUCUUGAAACGUUGAGUCUGAGAGGUAAUAGUUUGAAUGGAACCUUGCCUGAUACGAUAAUGGCGUUGAUCAAUUUGACCGUGCUUGACCUCAGUGGAAACAAGUUUAGCGGUGAAGUGUCUCCUACUAUUGGAAAUCUGAAUAGAUUGAUUGUUCUCAAUAUCAGUGGCAAUGACUUGUCUGGAAAAAUUCCUGCUAGUGUGGGGAAUCUUUUCAGGCUCACUACACUUGACUUGAGCAAACAGAAUCUUUCAGGUGAGUUGCCGUUUGAGCUCUCAGGUCUGCCAAAUCUGCAAGUCAUUGCUCUGCAGGAGAACAAGUUAUCUGGUGAUGUACCUGAAGGUUUUAGCAGUUUGAUGAGUUUGCAGUAUUUGAAUCUCAGCUCUAAUGAAUUUUCUGGCCAUAUACCUGAAAACUAUGGCUUUCUUCGUUCGUUGACCGUGCUUUCAUUGGCUCAUAAUCACAUUUCGGGGGUGAUUCCUCCGGAAAUUGGAAACUGUUCUGAUGUUGAAGUUCUUUUAUCUGGAGAUGUGCCUGGGGAUAUUUCCAAAUGCUCCUCGUUGAAUUCUUUGUUAGUGGAUCACAACCAUCUUUCAGGGAACAUACCAGAGGCAUUGACAGAUCUGUCAAACCUAACAAUGCUGGAUCUCUCUGCUAAUAACUUCAGUGGGGAAAUUCCUAGUAAUCUUUCUAUGAUCCCUGGCUUGGUCUACUUCAACGUUUCUGGGAACAACCUUGACGGUGAGAUACCUCCAGCAUUGGGCUCUAGAUUCAACAAUGCCUCUUCAUUUGCAGGUAAUGAGAAAUUAUGUGGGAAGCCGUUGGAUAGAAAGUGCGAGGAGAUGACCAAAAAGGAUAAAAAGAGGUUGAUUGUCUUGAUUAUCAUCAUUGCAUCUGGAGCUUUAUUACUUGCAUUGUGUUGCUGCUUUUACAUUUUCAGCCUACUUCGAUGGCGAAGGAGGCUCAAAGAAGGGGUUUCAGGGGAGAAGAAAAAGAGCCCGGCAAGGGCCAGUUCUGGGGCAAGUGGAGGCCGAGGCAGCACGGAUAACGGUGGACCAAAGCUGGUUAUGUUCAACACCAAAAUCACCCUGGCCGAAACAAUAGAGGCGACGAGACAAUUCGACGAGGAGAAUGUGCUGAGCAGAACAAGGUUUGGACUAGUAUUCAAGGCAUGCUACAACGAUGGCAUGGUCCUAUCGGUCCGCAGGCUCCCAGAUGGGGCAUUGGACGAGAACAUGUUCAGAAAAGAAGCUGAAUCAUUAGGCAAAGUCAGGCACCGAAACCUAACAGUUCUAAGAGGCUACUACGCUGGUCCACCAGACAUGAGACUCUUAGUCUACGACUACAUGCCGAAUGGAAACCUCGCAACACUCCUCCAAGAAGCUUCACAUCAAGAUGGCCAUGUUCUGAAUUGGCCAAUGCGACACCUCAUUGCACUGGGAAUUGCUCGGGGCUUAGCGUUCCUGCACCAGUCCUCAAUGGUCCAUGCGGACGUGAAACCACAGAAUGUCCUGUUCGAUGCAGAUUUCGAAGCCCAUUUAUCUGAUUUUGGGUUAGAGAGGCUAACAAUAGCAACCCCAAGCGAAGCCUCAACUUCAGGCUCAGUUGGCACUUUGGGUUAUGUAUCUCCAGAAGCAAUCUUAACUGGGGAAGCCACCAAGGAGUCUGAUGUAUACAGCUUUGGCAUCGUGUUGCUGGAGCUUCUAACAGGAAAGCGCCCCGUGAUGUUCACCCAAGACGAAGACAUAGUCAAGUGGGUGAAGAAGCAACUACAGAGGGGUCAAAUUACUGAGCUACUAGAGCCAGGGUUGCUUGAAUUGGACCCAGAAUCAUCAGAGUGGGAAGAGUUCUUGUUGGGUGUCAAAGUAGGCUUGCUUUGCACGGCACCUGAUCCGCUUGACCGACCAACCAUGUCCGACAUCGUUUUCAUGCUCGAAGGCUGCCGUGUCGGCCCUGAUAUCCCCUCCUCCGCCGAUCCCACCUCUCAAACUUCUCCAGCAUAACAUAAACCCAUCACUGCAAAGUUUGAUUGACAUUAUUUUGUUCAAAGUUCAAUCCUCCUUUUUCUUUUUUGGUUAAUUUGAUUUCAUAAAUGUAACAGUUUGUAGUUCUUAAUUGUUUUUUCUUUGUUGGAAAAAAAAAGAGAAAAAGAAAAGAAAGAAUGGAGCCAGUUUUUUCAAUUUUUUUGGGGCCCUUCAAGUGCCGGAGUCGGAGAUGGCUAGGUGGGGACCACAAGAAAGUGAGCCAAGUGUAAUCUUAAUCCGUGAUGCUCUCUCGCACUCAAAAACGGUCAACGUCAUUGACAAAAUGGAGGGUCGAGGUCCACGUGGACGAGUGUGGACAAAUUGGGGGCGGGAAUGUGGGCCCCCACGGUGGCAUUUCCCGCCAAAAGGCAACGGCAUCAUGAAACAGUGUAGUAGGCACUGUUCCCGUCACCUGGUUUUCUGACAUCAUCAUGUGGUUCAUUUACUCAGUUUUCCGGCAACGGGGUUGGUUGAAGCUAGCUAGCCGUUAAGGUUGUGGGGUCCGAGGUUCAUGUUCCCAAGAGGAAAUGCAAUGACAUCGGUGUUUGGUGUGCUCAGUCUGGCGCUCCUGCAGUCUCAGUGGACAAUGUUCCGCUGUACCUCACUGCACCACGUCGCUUCUUCAGCUGCCUUAUUCAAAGCUUGGUUGUUUUGUUUCAAUUUUAAUUUUUCAUUUCUUGCUUAUUGAUGAUUGAUUCAUUGCGAGGAAAGAGAAAUUGGCGUGAGGAACGGCGUUAGAGUGGAUAAUAUGAUUGGCUUUUACAA